This is a messenger RNA of Vitrella brassicaformis, 1442 nucleotides long. The record is from the annotation of a GenBank genome assembly. Lineage: Eukaryota; Vitrellaceae.
CGCUUCCUCGCCUUCGCCGCUCCCCUGCUCGCCCGUCCAUCAGUGCGGUUUAUGUCCAUGUCAACAAAGAGCGCCCCGCCACUCAUCUCGACUCAUGACCUGGCAGCCCGCCUGGGCGUCACGCAGGGCAGCAGCACUGUGCCGGCUUCUCUCCCCGCCAAUCUGAAGCUGUUCGACUGCAGCUGGCUGAAGCUGCCGGUGUUUGGCGGCCGCGACGCUUACAAAGAGUUCGUUGCGCAGAGUAAGUGGGCACACAGACAGGCAGAUCUGCACAGGGGAGCAUCAUAGAUGGCUGGAUGGAUGGAUGGAUGUCUGUGUGCGUUGCAUGGCAUCAGGGAUCCCCGGCGCGAUGUUUGUGGACAUUGACGAGGUGGCCGACCAGUCAUCGCCUUACCCCCAUAUGCUGCCCUCCCCCAUGGAGUUCUCUGAGCACACGAGCCGACUUGGGGUGCAGAGCGGCGACUAUGUGGUGUGCUACGACUCGAUCGGCAUCUUCUCGGCGCCCCGCUUGUGGUGGAUGUUCCACUUCUUUGGCCUGCCGAAUGUCAGCGUCCUCGAUGGAGGUGCUGUGCGAUGGAAGACAGACAGGAGAUGCACGUCAUCAUGCCCUCUCUUUGUGUGUGUGUCUUUGGGUGGUGUGUGUCAGGUCUGAAGAAGUGGCUGAGUGACGGCUACCCCACGGACGACAGCCCUCCUGCCCCGUUGCCCUCCCCCGCCCCGCCCCUGCCCAUCAGCACACAGGCGCACAUGCUGCGCAGCUAUGAGGACAUCAACGCCAACAUCGAUAAUUACAACAAGGGCAUGACAUCAGGGGUUGAGCAGAUGCUUGACGCACGCCCACUCAACCGCUUCGAGGGCAAGGAGCCUGAGCCAAGACCGAACCUGCCAUCGGGUCUGCAGUGAAGACACUCGCACUUCGUUCCCCUCCAUGCUUUGAUGGAUGGAUGUGGUGUCUGUGUGUGUAACCAAGGUCACAUGCCGCACUCCAAGUCACUGUUUUUCGGCGAUUUGGUGACCCCCGAGGGGCCAUACAAGGACAAGCAGGCCCUCAUGGACGCUUUCAAUAUCACAAACGUCGACCUCGACAAACCUAUCGUACGCCAAUCAACCGCCAAGACGGCGCGCAAAGCACCGCGCUGUGUGUGUGUGUGUGUGUGUGUGUGCAGGUGUGUUCGUGCGGUUCGGGUGUGAGCGCCGCCAUCAUAGCUCUCGCGUUGGAGCUGGUGGGCAAGCGUGAGGGGGUGGCUGUUUACGACGGCUCGUGGACAGAGUGGAAAAUGAGACAGAUGGACGAGGAGAAGGCGGCGACCAAGUGACGAAUGAAUGCUGUGACAGAGUAGACUCUUUUUCAGUGCCCGUCCUGAUGUCGCGGAUGGCUAUUUUUCUUUUUGCGUACCUGCGGCUCGAUUUGUUUUGUUGUUUGCAUUGUGUAUCCCUCGCGA